AGUUUAUCUAUGGAAAGAAAUUAGAAGGUAUUGACACAGAUUAGUCUGUGGUAUUGAUUUGACAGUUUGAGAGAAAUAAACUAAUUGACAUUCUAAUUCAAUUAUUGGAUAUAAUUGUUAUUAUAUUGAUAUAUCGAUCGUAUAAUUAUAGAAAGAAAUCUGUAGUUCCACUUGGCUAAAAACAUUACCGGGAAACUGUAACAUUUUUAUUCUGACAUUUGAUUCAGUGUUUAAAACAUGGAACCCAAAAUGGGAUAUGAUCGAUAUAUGCCUGAGAAGGAACCUAAUAUGAACUUUAGAAUUCCGAGGAAAAGAACAGCUGAGGAAUCUUUCGGAAAUAAUGAUAAUUAUAAUUAUUCAUCUUCUUACUAUGAUGCAAAUUCAGAAAAAAUUCGUGCUGAUGGUAGUUUCUCAAGUGCUGCUUCUAGAUCCUUUAGUAUAUCAAACUAUAGAAAGGCUGUCCCUUAUUAUUUUCCUGAAAAAUCUGAAUCUUAUUUGGAUUUAGCAAUUAAACCACCAGAGAUAACAACCAAUCUGAAUAAAAGAAUUGGUUUCACUCAAUUCCCUAAGAGCAAUUUUAUUAAUGAAGAAUACCCAAAGAUGUCAAUGGAUAUGAAAUUGAAUAAAUCAGGCUCUGGAUUCAGUACCCCUUUGUUUGGGUCUGGCAGUAAGGAUAGCUACUUUGGGGAAAAUAGAAGUUGGGGGACAAAUUUAAGCAGUGGUAUAAAGAAUCAUUCUGUGCCUUCUACAUCAUUUGCAAAUCAAAAUACAAUCCUUAUAGGAAAGAGAGGGGAGAUAUUGGGUAAAAGGCGGGGUUUUCUUGAAAAACCAUCUUGGAAUACCCAAAAUGUGGGUAGUGGUAGUAAUUUCACUUACAACAGAUUAAAUGAUGAUUUGAAUAGUGGCAACACUUUUGAAAGAAGUAGUUUCAAUGGAUAUAAUGGUGCCAAUAAUUUUAAUAAAAGUUUCAAUGAUGAUAAAAGAGGAUGUAACAGUUUUAACGAGAAUUGCUAUGGUGGUAUAUAUAAAAAUGGACUGAGAGAUGAAAAUGUAACACAGAACAACUUCAAACGAAGUCAAGAUGUGAAUGUUGAUAAAGUUCCAAGUUGGAAGCGAGAUAACUUGAAAUUUAAUGAUGGUGUAAAAAAUGUUGGUAGAUACUGGAAUAAGACAGAAAAGCCCAAACGACCCAAACCAAACAUAGCUCCUGUUGCCAUUCCGGAUCUUAAAGAUGAAACAUUACCAAAGGAACUGAGGCAGAUGUUUCAGCCUCUGUUUUGCAAGCUUUGUUCAUUGCAGAUGACUAGUAAUGUAAUGGCGAAGAUGCAUUAUGUUUCAAAAAAUCAUGAAAAGAAGAUACGCAAGUAUUUGACUGAACUAUCAGAGAAGACAGGUGAACCCUUGCAUCCUAGAGCUGUUACUACUAACCAGCCUAGGAAAGAGAAUGAAGAGGAUAAAAAUCCCAGAAAUUCUUAUUGUGAACUGUGUGACUUGCAAUUGACAAGUAAACAACAUGCUGAUUCUCAUUAUAUGGGGAAGAGUCAUAAUGCGGUUCGAUUGGGGAAGAAGAAACCUCACGGCAAGGGAUUCUUUGAUCCAAAUGGACAAUGGAUACGCAUAUCGAAAGAAACAAACCCAAAUUUGUCAGAAGGGGAUGAUACUUUUGGCAUGGAUUUCAGAAAAAAACCAGAAGAGAGUAAUUCUACCAGUGCUCAAGAAACAAUUCCUAGUUCUUCUGGGAAGUCCUCAGAGCUAUUCACCUGUUCACUUUGUAGUGUUUCUUGUGUAUCACAAGAUCAGCUCAAUAUACAUCUAGGUGGUUCUAAACAUAAGAAAAAGCUUAAGAUGAAAGGCUUAUCUCCAGAUAACUUCAUGCUGCCUAAGAAUUCCGAACAACAAGAUGAUAACAGUGCAACAGAAUGUGCUGCACCUUCUGUUAAUAUCGAUGAAUCACUGCGGGGCAAGUAUAUAACACCAAAUGGAUAUUUUUAUUGUGAGAAAUGUAAUUUAACUGUGAAUUCUGAGAUUCAGUUUAAACAACACUUAUCUAGCAAGAAACAUGCCAAGAAAGAGCAGCAAGAAAAUGUAGUAUAGAUUCUUCAAUAGAACAGAGAAAUAGUUUUAAUUUUUCUAUUUUUGAUUGAUUUUUCAUUUUGGUAGUUAAGCACGAUAAAUGUUAUGUACUUUGAUGUAUCAAUAGAUGUAUUUCAAAAAUA
This is a messenger RNA of Harmonia axyridis, 2216 nucleotides long. Its product is annotated as zinc finger matrin-type protein 3-like. NCBI's taxonomy places the organism in Eukaryota, Metazoa, Arthropoda, Insecta, Coleoptera, Coccinellidae. The record is from RefSeq and is a predicted model, not a curated record. The coding region runs from base 238 to 2094 and encodes 618 amino acids. The transcript has 10 exons. Gene Ontology annotation, molecular function: nucleic acid binding; zinc ion binding.